AUGGAGGCGGAGAGCGGCCUGCAGGGCCCUGGGGAGCGCUGGGCGCCGGUAGGCGCCGUGUCGGCCGCUGUGGCGGAGGAGGAAGAGGAGGCCGAGGAAGAAGAGGAGGAGACGGCCGCGGCGGCAGCGGGCGGGUCGCCGCGGUCGGUGCCGCGGCUGCGGGCGGAGCGGCGGCGGCUGCACGAGGCGCUGCUGGCUCUGGCCUCGCACUUCGCGCAGGUUCAGUUCCGGCUGCGGCAGGUGGCGCGGGCCGGGCCGGCCGAGCAGCAGCGGCUGCUGCGCGAGCUGGAGGAUUUCGCCUUCCGCGGCUGUCCGGCGCCGCUGCCGCACGGCCUGGGCGGCGCGCCGAGCGAGCAAGAGAAGCAGGAACGAAUUGAGGUCCAGAAGGAAAAGCAGAGAGAGCUGAUCCUGCAGCUCAAGACACAGCUGGAUGACUUGGAGACUUUUGCUUACCAGGAGGGCAGCUAUGAUUCUCUGCCACAGUCUGUGGUCAUGGAAAGACAGCGGAUGAUUAUAGAUGAGUUAAUAAAGAAGCUGGACAUGGACUUGAAUGAAGAUAUUGCAACGCUCUCUCCAGAGGAGCUGCGGCARCGUGUGGACACCGCGAUAGCACAAAUUGUUAAUCCGGCCAGAGUGAAGGAGCAGCUGGUGGAACAACUCAAGACGCAAAUAAGGGAUCUUGAAAUGUUCAUCAACUUCAUUCAGGAUGAAGUUGGGAGCCCUAGUAAGGCGGAAGAUGGACACUGCGAUUGUUCAGGCAGUGGCUCCUACAAAGCAAAUUCACGAUCUUCUGGAAAUAGAGUGAAUCCAGAAGAUGCCAGAAAGAUGCGAGAAACUGGCCUGCACCUCAUGCGUCGCAUGCUUGCUGUGCUGCAGAUAUUUGCAGUGAGUCAGUUUGGUUGUGCUGCUGGUCAGAUUCCUCGUACGCUCUGGCAGAAGGAUCAGGCCAACAAGGACUAUUCCCCCUUGAUCAAGAAACUGGAGGUGUCCGUGGAGCGAGUGAGACAGCUGGCAACAAAACAGCAGCAGGAAGAUCACGUUAUCAGCUACUCCAGCAUGCAGGACAUUCCCUUAGGAGGGAGGGAUGAGCUGACUCUCGCUGUGCGGAAGGAGCUGACCAUCGCUCUGCGAGACCUCAUGGCUCACGGGCUCUACGCCUCCUCUCAAGGCAUGAGCCUGGUGCUGGCGCCCAUCGCGUGCUUAAUUCCUGCAUUCACCUCAUCACCGCAGACCAUGCACCCUUGGGAACUCUUUGUCAAGUACUACAACGCUAAGAACGGACAGGCCUUCGUGGAAUCUCCAGCUCGAAAGCUCUCUCAGUCCUUUGCGUUGCCUGUGACAGGAGGAGUUGCUGUUACCCCUAAGCAGAGCCUGUUGACAGCGAUUCACACRGUCCUCACCGAGCACGAUCCUUUCAAGCGCAGCGCAGACUCUGAACUGAAGGCCCUCGUGUGCAUGGCAUUAAACGAGCAGCGUUUGGUCUCCUGGGUAAACUUGAUCUGCAAAUCUGGAGCUCUGGUGCAAUCUCACUACCAGCCAUGGAGCUACAUGGCAAACACGGGCUUUGAGAGUGCGCUCAACAUUCUCAGUCGCCUGAGCAACUUGAAGUUCAACCUCCCGGUUGAUCUGGCUGUCCGGCAGCUGAAAAACAUCAAAGAUGCUUUUUAAUGUGUUUUUAUUAAGAUCAUCCACUUUCCUUAAGUACGCAGCUGCUGGGCUCAAGAAGUCUGGCGUUUUUAAAAAACAGUUUUGGCUCUUUGAAAUUUGCAUUUGCUUUGGGGAUAAUCUUACAGUGAUACUGGAAAUCUGUGUUUUAAAAGGCUGCCCAUGCAAAAAUGCUGGAGGUUGGGGACUGCCCAUCAUCUCUCCUUGUCCUGUUUCUGCAACUCUGAAUAGCAAAAUUGCUUCACUGAUCAGCAGAUGUCCCUAAGUGCUGAAU
Messenger RNA from Nothoprocta perdicaria, 1939 nucleotides. It is a transcript of the gene RUNDC1, whose product is annotated as RUN domain containing 1. Bases 1 to 1668 code for a protein of 555 amino acids. The transcript is spliced from 5 exons. NCBI's taxonomy places the organism in Eukaryota, Metazoa, Chordata, Aves, Tinamiformes, Tinamidae. The record is from RefSeq and is a predicted model, not a curated record.